AUGUCUCAAGCCAUUGGAAAUACAGCAUUAGCUUAUGCUAGAGUAUGGCAUUUAGUUGAUGCAAGACAAAGAAUAUUAGGUCGUAUGGCCACGCGUAUUGCAACCACUUUAAUGGGAAAACAUAAACCCAUUUACGAUCCUGCAUCUGAUUGUGGAGACUAUGUUGUUGUUAUUAAUGCAAAAGAAGUAAUAGUAACUGGCAAAAAAGCUGAACAAAAACUAUAUAGACAUCAUACCGGAUAUCCUGGAGGUUUAAAAGAAAUUGUAUAUAAAGAUUUACAAGAAAAGAAACCUGAUGAGAUUAUCAGAAAAGCAGUUUCAGGAAUGUUACCAAAAAAUAAAUUAAGAGAAAAUCGAUUAAGUAGAUUAUAUGUUUUUCCUGAUGAAGAAAAUCCUUAUGAACAAAAUAUUACUAAAAUUUAUGAUAAAACACUUGUUGAUCAAUUUGGAUUGCCCAAACUAACAAAAAGUGAGAAGAGAAAGAAAUUUAAAGAUAUAAAAGCCAUCACUUCUGAAGUAGUUUUUAAAAAUAAAAAAGAAAAUAAAGAAAAUAUAGAAAACAUGAACAAAUAA
This is a messenger RNA of Rhizophagus irregularis DAOM 181602=DAOM 197198, 573 nucleotides long. RefSeq names its product mitochondrial 54S ribosomal protein uL13m. Lineage: Eukaryota; Fungi; Glomeromycota; Glomeromycetes; Glomerales; Glomeraceae. The record is from RefSeq and is a predicted model, not a curated record. Gene Ontology annotation, cellular component: ribosome; mitochondrial large ribosomal subunit. Gene Ontology annotation, biological process: translation; negative regulation of translation. Gene Ontology annotation, molecular function: structural constituent of ribosome; mRNA binding.